Molecule: messenger RNA, 478 nt
Organism: Ichthyophthirius multifiliis
Lineage: Eukaryota; Ciliophora; Oligohymenophorea; Hymenostomatida
Exons: 3
Source: RefSeq, a predicted model, not a curated record
AAGAACAUAUAUUUGAAAAAAGAGACGAAUUUUAAUUAUGGCUUUCAGAAGUAAAAAAAAUAAAUUUGGAAAUGAUAAAUUUAGCUGAAGAAAGGCGACUUUUUAAGAUUAUAUUGAAGAUUAUAAUACCGCAACAAUGCCUAAAGAAAUAUAUUACGAUAUAAAAUUAUAUGAAUAAUAUAUUGAUAGAAAAUAAGAAAACAACAACUUGAAAAAAGUAUAUGAAGAUUAUAACAUAGAUAAUGAUGAAAAAUAAAAAAAAUUAGAAAGAAUACUUAAAAGCGAGCUUUACGAUUAUUAAUUAACUAAAGCUGCUUUAAAUUAAAUUAUAGAAGAUAAAGAUAUGGUUGAAGGAAUAAAAGAAACAUAAAAUAAAGCAGCAAUAAUGCAAUAAACAUAUAAAAUGGGUGAUACAUAAAAAGCUUUAGAAAUGCAAAAAGAAUUAUUACCUUAAAAAAAAUAAGGAUAAUAAGAUUGA